This is a messenger RNA of Odocoileus virginianus texanus, 2920 nucleotides long. The record is from RefSeq and is a predicted model, not a curated record. Lineage: Eukaryota; Metazoa; Chordata; Mammalia; Artiodactyla; Cervidae.
AUGUCCUCGGCCGUGGGGCCCCGGGGUCCCCGCCCGCCCACCGUGCCUCCCCCGAUGCCCGAGCUGCCCGACCUGAGCCACCUGACCGAGGAGGAGAGGAACAUCAUCCUGGCGGUGAUGGACCGGCAGAAAGAGGAAGAGGAGAAGGAAGAAGCCAUGCUCAAGUGUGUGGUCAGGGACAUGGUGAAGCCUGCUGCCUGCAAAGCCCCAAGAAAUGUUGAGCACCAGCCCCACCCGCCUCCACCGAGAUUGCAUCAACAAUUUGAAAGCUAUAAAGAACAAGUGAGGAAAAUAGGGGAGGAAGCGCGGCGCUAUCAGGGAGAACACAAGGACGAUGCUCCGACCUGCGGGAUUUGCCACAAGACCAAAUUCGCGGACGGCUGUGGCCACCUGUGCUCCUACUGCCGCACCAAGUUCUGCGCGCGCUGCGGGGGCCGCGUGUCUCUGCGGUCCAACAACGAGGACAAAGUGGUUAGAAUCCAUGAUUUCUUUUCUAUCACUUGUUAUUACAAUGUCAUGAAUUUUAUUAAGAGAAUGUUUCACUUUCAAAAAGAAGUUAAGUGCUAGGAAGAGCUCAUUCCCAGUUCUCAUGGAAAAAUAAAAUGAAUAUCUAGGAGCAUUACAGUUUUAUAUUAAUAGGCAAAGACUGGAUAAUAGUCAUGGAAAUAGUGAUAUUUUAAUAUAAUUAAAUCAUUAUGAAACUCAUUUGUUCUCUUAGCUCCCUGAGUUCUGAGGAUAAUCUGUUUGCCUUUAGGAACAAUAAUGAGCUCUACCUUUCUCAAAACUCUUUAGAUGCAUAGACAGAUGAUUUGAAACUUUCUGGUAGAAGAAAUGGAAUACAUUAAUUUAGUAGACAGGAAGGAUCAAAUUAAGAUCAAGAACUCAGAAUAAAAUGAUAUUUCUCUAGAACACAAGUAGUAGAGUUGUCAUAUUGAACCGCAGUUUUGCUCUUUUCUUUUCCCUCAUUCAUUGAAACCACUCUCUCAGGGAGUAAAAGGUCACCUUUAAUUUUUAUCAACCUUGGAAACCACAGAGGCUAUACUCAGUAAGAUAGGAGAUAAGUGAAAUCUUCAAUCAGCCUGUCCUUUGUAUAUAUACAUACUUUGUAUACACACUUCCAUUUGGUAUAAAUUACAAUUCCCCCAAAGUCAUUAAUUACCAGUAUGAGACUGAGGCAAUGAGCAUUUCAGGUUCAAUAUAUCAACUCAGCUGACUCUGUUCAACUGUUUUAAAUUUUACAUUACAUACUAUAGUACAUAGGUAGUCAGUGUGACAUUAAGUUGGACAUUAAUUUGUGUUUUUAAGUUUGUUGCUAGUGUAUGUUAUCAGUAUAUUUUUCUAUGAAAAAGAAAUUAGAUUGAAAAUUAUGUGGUUUAAUUAUUUUCACUGUGUUUCCUUGUAACAUGGGUGGUAUGUGAGAUCAUUUUAGGGGUUGUUAUUUUAAUGCAAUACAGGUUUCCCAUGCUAUCUGAAAGUCGAGUGUUUCUAUGAAAAUUUUUGCAAGUCCAAAUGGCAUAUAAAAGGAAGAACCAAUUACCUCUGGACACAUCUUGCUAACAGAUGCACAAAAUAAAUCAGAUAAAGCACAGAUGCCCAGAGACAAGGUCAGAGUAUGGUGACCAGACGCUGAGAUGCUGGUGGGUCUGGAAAAGGAGCUUGGUGAUCCUACUAUCUCUGCUCUGACUGAGCACUGCCUCUAUAACAGCUCACUCUAAAACAAACACAGAAUGAUGUUUUCACAUCUCACCUUUUUUUUGCACAAGUGAAAAUCCUUUUUGGAUUUCCUUCAUUUAGUCAAAACAGGUGCAAGUACAGGUCUUUCAUGAAAGUAAAGUGGAAAGAAGUGAACUUUUGAAAAGUGGAGGACAUCAGUAGUGUAUCACAUUAGAAAAAAUGUGAUCAUAAUAUCACAGUUUUGGUUGCAUGAAUAUUAUUACUUUGGAUGAGUCUGAAUUUGAAGUGUAGAUAAUUUUUAAAUCCUUUAAAGAAUAAAAGUUAAGUACAUAAAUAAUGCUGGUGUCAUGCAGAACUGGUGAUAAAAUUUUAGCCGCUCCAGUAGAGCUGGCCAGGUUGAUUGUCCUAUAUGUGCUUGUUAUGAUUACUGACUCUGUAACAAGAAUUCAGGUGGAUUUUGUGGUUCUCAGGCUAAUAACAGAAUUAAAAGACCUAUAAAAUACAAUAGCUUUCAAUUAUUUUAUUCACUUUGAUUAGAGUGUACAUAUCUAAAUCCUACCAUUUAUGUUUAAGUACUUGGUCAUAAUUUCAUUAAACUCCUUCAUAACCAAUUGAGAUUGUUCAAUGAAUUGCUUUCUAGUCCAAGGAAACUGAAACCAGAUUUUGUCUUUGUGUUAAGUAGUUGAGUAUUAAGCAAAGUGCUUGCUAUUUCUUUCUCUAUUCCUCUGGCAUCUUUUAUUUUUAAUGGAGAAAUUAUAAUUUGCAAAUGUGUGUGUAGCAGGAGGAGGAGACUGUUGGUAUGAGAGGAAAACAAAGAGUAAUAGGAUGAAUAAAACCUUUCUAAAAUCAAUCUCCAUCUUGAUAAAUGCAAUGAUAAUGAAGUCUGCAUAGGUUGUUAAAUUGAUGAAUAAUGUGAUUAAAAUACUACUAUAUAUGAUAUGAAGACCUAAGAUUAGCUAAGAUAUAAAUAUUUCUUUAUUGAGUCCAGUGAAAAAUAUUCAUGAUCCUAUUUUUUUUUACAGCCCAGCAAUGUUUUAUUUUAAAAUUUUACUGUUAGUCUAAAUCAGCUCCAGUAAUUUGGGAGAUUGUAUACUUGCUUAAAAAGAAAAUGGCUUGUCAUAUAUAGUCACUUUGUAAUUGACCCAUAAUAGUUUAUAAUGAGAUUAUUUUAUAUUAUUUUUAUUAUUUUUAUAAUAUUUAUUUAUAUUAUUUUAAAGUGCACACUUUCAGAGAUAAAAUGGCAGUU